Molecule: messenger RNA, 5947 nt
Organism: Caenorhabditis auriculariae
Lineage: Eukaryota; Metazoa; Nematoda; Chromadorea; Rhabditida; Rhabditidae
Source: the annotation of a GenBank genome assembly
AUGUUCUACGACGAGUCCUACUCGCAUUACUCGUGUCCCUCAUUCCAGUACUGCCAUGCUCUGCCGCCUAGGUACUGCAGUUCGACGUGGAAAUCGAUGGAGGCCGGCUUCCCACCGCCAUUCACGAGAGAUCCACCCGAGAGACGGCCAAAACCGCCUCGGAGACCUUCGUGAGUAUUUGAUUUCCUGUUUAUCUUCAUUAAAUCGUUCAAUUUCAAUAAAUGGAUAAAGCAAUGAUGAAAUGUCUUUGCAUUAAGUCUACUUUGAUUCAAAAAAACCCAAACAUGCUGGAAAGCUGGUUGUGUUAAAUAAUUAGAGAGCUCCUUUGAAACCCCUGAAGGUGAAAACAAUUUGUGAAAAUUGAGAAAUUUGAUCGUGAAAUUACCAUAGAAAUUGCAGAAGAGAGCUACCGUGGCUGAUCAUCAUGAUUCAAUUCAUCAUAAUAGUGGCUCUGAUCGUUUCUAUUUCUAUGUAUAUGGUCAGUCGUCCUGUCGAGGUCAGUUGAGUCUCUCAUUCAAAUAAACUUUUUAAUUAAAGACUAGCAAUUUCUCGACAACAGUCACGUUCGACAGCGUCCAGAUCAGAAAUUUGCCGACACCUCCAAAUUUUCGCAAAAUUGUCAAGGUGCCGCCAGCAACUCGUCCCGUGGUAGAAAUUGAAAUACCCUCUAUAUUUGAUAGUAAGAAAAUCUUCAAGAAGGAAGAUUCUUCAAUGUUUUCAGAACAACUAAAUAAAAAAACCACAUGAAGGAAAUCGACGAAGAAGAGGAAGAAGAAAAUGAGUCGUCAUUGGAGUCUGGUGGCUUCAAGGCUGCUGUUUUCUCGGAAAGCGCUAUUUGUAGUGAAAUCGGAAGGUGCAGAAAAGAGAAGAAAAAGUUGACAGGGAUGAUUUGAAGGUCUAUACUAGUCCGUGGAGGAAACGCAGUAGAUGCUGCGAUCGGCACGAUGGUCUGUAUGACGGCCGUCCAUCCUCACAAGGCGAGUCUUGGCGGAGGAAUGAUCAUGCUUGUGAACGAUAAACAGAAAUUCUCGGUGAUCACAGCCAGGUAAAUGGUCGGAAUUCGCGUAUCUUCUUCGAGAAUGCUAUGGAAACUGAUUCGAAUUGAAGGGAAACUGCUCCAGCGGCUGCCAGCCAAGCUUACUUUUCUCGAAAGCGUGUGGACGCCGAACAAGGGGCUAAGGCUUCUUGUGUUCCAGGAAAUCUGAACGGCCUUUUCCGAGCCUACGAGAAAUAUUCAUCGAAGCGGAUCAGUUGGAAACAACUUUUCGUCCUCACCAUCCAUCUCUGUACUCGAGGCUUUGAAGUAGACGAGGCGUUGGACGAUGCUUUGCAAACUUAUCCUCAUUCAAUGAUCAAUGACGAGCAGUUCAGGUAUUAAUGGUUGAAAAAUUUGACUGAUACUAAUAAUUUUUCUCUCAGACGUACCUUUUUCAACAGCAAAACAAACAAAACGUUUACAAAAGGUGAUAUUUUGACUUGUCCCGAACUUGCCGCGACGCUAUCUGACUUGUCGGAAUACGAAGAUCCAGUCGACUACUUCUACCGAGGCGACAUCUCUGAAAGACUUGUUCAAGAGCUUCAAUCACGAGGUAUCACAGCGAAAAGAACAAAGCUAAAAAUUUUUGUAACCAGACGGUAUUCUUACUAUUUCUGAUUUCGAAGACUACGAAAGCGACAUCAGCGAAGCGAUUUGUUCUAGCAUCGACAGAAAAUCGUCGAUCUGUGGCCCUGGCCCGCCUUCCAUUUUCAUGCUCCUAGCUAACUCAAUAGCCGCAGCGAGAAGUUCUGUCUUUUAGUUAGCAAUACUCAUUUCCCUUUCUUAGACUCCACCGAAGAAGAGGCGCUGGAUAUUGAUAACAUUGCUUGGGAAAAUAUUCGCAUGAUAGCCGAUCCUGUGUUUUUCCCUUUGGCCAGAAGCUUCACUCGUUCACUAACAGAGCAGCAAUCGAUCGAACAGACAAAACUGAUAGGAGUUUCUGAGAAAAGUUUGAGUAAGUACAUUUUUGCUGUAUAUUUCUGUUAAGAGGAAAAAGCCGAACAGUUAGAAAAGAAGAGAAAUGAGGAAGGUUCGACUACUGUGCUGGUCGUUGAUGAAAACGGAAUGAACGUGGUUCUGACCUUUUCUCUCGGAGACCAGUGAGUCAAAAUUUCUAGAGAAGAAAUGAGAGUUAACAACAGAUUCGGGAACAAAUUAUACUCGCAACUGGGUUUCUUCAUGAACAACCAGAUGCGAAGUUUUUCUUCUUUCGAAAACACGCCGAACUCUCUUCAACCUGGGAAAGUUCCUGCAACGAGUAUGUCUCCAAUUAUUUUCCUCAAAAAUAAAAAAGUGAGUUUCCGAAAAAGCAAUAUCUAAACGACUUUCUCUUGAGGUUGAAGCUCUCUUCGGUGGGGCCGAUUAUGAUGUUCUGUGGAGGACUUUACGAAAAAUUGAUGGAAAUCAACUUGAUUCCUCACGAGAUUCUUUAGCUCCUGUGAUCACCCUUUCCAGCUUAAACAUUUCCUUAAAAUUUGCCGAGAGAAACUUCAUUAAAGGAUAUUGAACUAUUAUUUGAAUAUUUAUAAAGAUUCGUACCUCAUUGAAGAUGGGCCUUUGGUUUGUUUUUUCUUUGUAGCUCUUUUAUGACUGAAAAAACGGGUAAAGGGUAGAAAAAAGGAAUGCUCACAUGAGGGUAACAGUCAGAAGUCAGUGGGGGUCAGCGCCACAGCUCUGAACUGAUUGAAAUCAAAUAUAUACUUUAAUACAGCAAAACGUCACCUUUUUUGAAGACUGACAAGCCUUUUGGGGAAGUGCAUUCUCGGACAUUGGUAACGCGAAAACGGACACGAAUCGGACGUGUCGGGGGGCAUUUCUAGUGACUACUUUAUUAGCGUCAGCACGCUUAAUUUUUCCCUAGAAAUGCUCAGAAAUGUCCGGAGCACGUCCGGUUCUCGUUAUAUAUAUACCAAGGUCCGAGUUUUUUGUACUGGCGGGCGAAAUUUCAAAAAGUUGCUGUUCGUAGCGAGGAAAGUGCGCCCCACCGAUCGGUGGUGUUAAUAUUUUUUUCGAAGCUUUUCUAUAUAGAUAUAUAUAUAUAUCUAUCGAAAAAUGUGAACUUAUUUUUCUCUAAUUUCAAUCUUUUGUUAGCUGUAGAAUCUGUUUUGAUUUUUUUAUUUCCUACAUUUUGUCGUAGUUCCAGUUUUAAGCAUCAUUAUUGGCUGAAAACUUUGAGUGAAACUUCUUAUAGGUAUUUUGCAAGAUGGUUCAAUGAAAUUCGCACCGAAGUUUUCAACUUUUACAGCACGAUACUUCAACCAAUUUAGAUUUCUUUACAAGGUUCGUUUUUUCCAAUCUUUUUUAGUGGAUACAUUAAUUUUUUUUAGCGAAACAUGGACGCAACAAGUAGCAUUUUGGUUCCCCCAGAAGACGUACGUGGGAUGACCAAACUGGUUAAAGAAAAGUUCAAGUAAGAAUUUUGUUUAUUUGCUCUAACAGUUUAUUUUAGUGUUUCAGUGAAGUUUCCAGUGCUGGAAGUGGAUUCCAAAGAUAUAGAUGUGAUCAGUAGGAGAGUUCGUUUGGAAGAAUUUCUGAUUGGACAGCGGUUGAAACCUCUGAAGGUAAGAAUCUCAACGUGUUGAGAUCAUCUUUUCUCAGAACUUUGUUGACGGGACUACUCAAAAUCGGAAAUACAUUGUUUUUAAUCCGGACAAAGUGGAUAAGGACGAUGAAGUGCUAAAAACGAAGAUUUCUCAUUUAAUUAUCGACCAAAUUGGAGAAGGUUUUGUCCUCAGUUUAAUCUGUGCUCAAGCGAGUAUAUUGUAGAAAAGAUUGAAAAAUUACGAUGGAAUGAACUCGAAAAGCUGAUUGGAUUCGAUAAUUGGGACCUGAAAACGCUCAUAAAAUCUGUCCUACCUGAUAAUUUGGAAUACAGGUAUUAGAAAAAAAAAACUAAAUUUUAUUUCACGCCACCUUUGCAUUUCAGUAGUUUCACGCAGUCUGGCCACAUCAUACAUUGCAAUUUUUCGGAUCAACUGCUCCCGUUUCGGUUCAUUAUCGCUGAGAUUCUACUCAAUAAAGUCAACAACUGCAGGUUUGUUUCUUAUCAUUACAUUCACAGGAAAUUUCAGGCAUCUUUUUCAGAACAGUUGUCCAAAAAUCUUCCAUUAUCACCAACGUAUAUCGGAAUUUGGAGCUAGAACUAUUGGCUGGAGAAGAAGAUUACGUGACUGAACUGAGAGAAGAAGGUCUGCGUUAUAAACUCGACUUCAGUAAGGUAAAGCAGACUUUCAAAAGGUUCAUUGUUUCAUUCAUGGUCAGGUGUACUGGAACUCAAGGUUGAGCCACGAACACGCCCGCGUCAUCAAGAAGUUCGACAAAAACUCGUUAGGUUCGAAUGAUUUUUUGGAUGGCGGGAAUUUUUCCAAUAUUCAGUCUAUGACGCAUGUUGUGGGAUUGGGCCUUUUGUUCUGCCAGCGUGGCUGAAAAGAAAACCAAGAAGAAUCGUCGCGAACGAUUUGAAUCCGGAAAGUGUCCGCUGGCUAAAGGAGAACGUCAAGAUCAACAAGGUUAGAAAAUUUCGACAGGUAGCAGCUCUUUUAUACUAAUAAUAGCCUUAACAUCAACAUUUGAAAAAAAUUAUAUCAAUACUCUCACCAUUGUUUCAUUUCCAUCAUUUACCUUUUCAUCGUGUUUUUUUUUCGAAAAACAAAUUUAAAAAAAGAGAGAAAUUUCUGUUCGAAUGAUUUCGAAUGUGUCGUUUCCGCUCCACUUUUUUUAACAAAAAGCUUUUCAAAUUGGCAUAUAAUCUCCAUAAUUUUUUUCGAAGUUAUAGUUUAAUAUUUUUCUUUUUCGAAGGUUCCAUCCACUGCACUUGAGGUUCACAAGGAAGACGCUUCGAAAUUUAUUUCUGGCGUCGUUGCUGACGACUUCUUGAAAGUGCGUUUUUUCAAAGAUAUUCUUUCUACAUGCCAAUUUAGGAAAUUUCAAAAAAUGAGACAGAAACGUCUUUUCCUUCAGGGGUUCACGUUAUCAUGAACCUUCCGGCCUUUGCCAUCAACUUCCUGCCCGCUUUCAGGGGGAUUUUGAGAGACAGGUAAUUCGAAACUAUUCUGAUGUUUUCGAAUUGGAUUUUUUUUCCAGGUUAGAUAGGGUACCGGAAGAGCGGAGAUGUUCCUGGACUGUUUAUUGUUAUUUGUUUGCUAAGGUACAGUUUGAACCAACUUUGUUAAAAAUAUUUUUUUCUCCAGUUUUUGAAUUUCCAGUCUUAGAAUUCAAUUUAUUUGUUUUUAAGAGCUUUUUAGAAAAAAAUUUUUUUGAAAUCUAAAAAAAUAACUUUCUUUUGUUCAAAGUUUAAAAAAACAAUUGUCAGUCGCACAUUGACGUGGAGGAGGACUGGUACGAGAAAGAGGCGAGGCGGAUGGUGGAAGAGAAACUCGAUUGGCCUGACCCUCUCAUCUCUCACAUGCACAAUGUAAAUUUCACUCAAACGUUGAUUCUAAAAUGUUUAAGAAAUUUAUAACGAAAAAAAUGGGCAGGUUGUAGUUUUUCAUGAGUCAUAAUUGUAGUUCGAAAAAUAUUGGGAGAAGUUAUAGACAUGUGUUUUUGGGUAGAUAAUCCAGGUAUAACUUCAGAAGAAUUUUUUUGAAAAAAAGAGGAAUUAAAAAGUCAGCAAGAAUUUUCUAACGAUCACAAAGAAUUUUAUUUCAAGAGAAAUAAGUAAAUCGGACUUAUUUUUCAUUUCUUUUUUUCCGAAGAUCCGUCUUACAAUUGAAAGUAACACUCUAUUGUGUUUGAAUUGCAUCAAACAAUUUUCACCUAAUCUAUUCAUUUGAGGUGCGGACAGUUUCUUCCCGCAAGGAGAUGUUCUGCGCAGAAGUUUCCAUCAGUUACGCCUACCUCACAGCCGAACCGAAGCCCUUGGAACCUUCAGAAUCUGAAGAACCUAGCGCGAAAAAGGCCAAGAACUGA